UUGGAAUCCGUUGAAACGUUCGACUUGCCCCGGAAUUUCUUCUGCCUGUUGGCUUUGGGUAUAUAAGUUAUCUUUCGCAUCUCGUGAUACAUUUGGUCUCUCACCCUCCAUACGCAUUGCCACCAUGUCGGAGGAAGACAAGAGUACGUCUAACAAGCUGCCCGUGGGGCUGAACAGUCCCAAGCCGGAAUCGCCCACGACCGCGCGUCCUUUGGAUUUCGAUGACGAGCCUCAAGAGACCGGGGUAGUUAAUACUUCUGCCCCCCCAGGAACCGCUCAGCAAGGUGAUAUGGAAGCUGCCCCGCCAAAACCUCCGCGUCCAUUAAGCCCCCGACAACAGGCCGAGAACACCCUUAAAGAAGCAUUUCCAUCUCUCGAAGGCUCGGUUGUUAAAGCUGUGCUGGUUGCUAGCAACUGGAAUGUAGAGCGGGCGUUCCAUGCUCUUCUGGGCAUGACCGACCCUAAUGCGCAAGCGGAAGACAUACCCCCUCCGAAACCACCCCGGCCAUCUGCGUCUCAAAGACAAGUGGAAGCGGAUGAGAUUUAUGCCCGUCAAUUAGCCGAACACUACAAUCGCCGUGUGCCGCAGUCCCGCUGGGACGAGGAAUCUCGUUAUCGACAGAGGAGAGGCAGUGAUGCAUCUGAUGAGAGAGACUAUAGCUUCUUCGACGAUGAUCUCCCUGUCAUCCGUGAUAAUAUUCGCAAGGGAUUUGUGGACACCCAGACAAAGGUCAAUUCGUGGGUGCAGAACUUAAAGAAACGUUGGGAUGGCGAGGAUAUGGACGAGGCACAGUCUGGUCGAAGCUAUGACGAAGAACCAAGUUACACUCGACCAAGGCGAAGUGGAGACUUGGGCCGUCGCAGUGGAGAUCGCGAACGCUACGACGCAGACCCUCAGCUAUUGGAUGACGACUUUGCUGCUCUUGAGCUACGAGACGCCGAAGCUCCGCCCUCGCGUCCCCCAAGGCCACUUGCUAAUCCAGACUUACACAAGACUUCGUCUUCUUCGCCCGACAGACGAAAGGUGUCCUUCCAGGAGGGUCCCCCGACAGAGAUUGGCAGUUCUCAAGGUGCAUCCGGAUCGGCUAAGCCCGCCCCUCCUAGUAAGCCGAGCAAGUGGCAGCCUUUGACUACAGUUGAGCCAUCUCCUGUCGGAGAACAUGAUCCAUUCAGCCUUGGUGACAGCGAAGAUGAGAAGGACACGAAGGCCAAAGACCAAAGCACUACUAGUGAGGCCGUGCAGUCUAAGAGAGCGACAGUAGAGGAUGAUAGCAAUAAGGGAGAGGCAGGGAAGUCCUAGGUAGUUUUCCUCUCUUUCUUCUUGACUUUCCUAAGAGAACAUAGCUUAAAUUCUCCCAGCCUUUGCUGUUCUAUUAUUUGUUUUUAUUGUUUAUGAUACCAAGGUUAUCCCUGGGAGACAGUCGAACCCGCUAUUUUAUUUAAUACAAGGAAUAUCAUAACCAGUGGUCUGUGUGCACAAACAAAAAGAAGGGUAUCGUAUAUCGUAGAACGAAUAACAAGCCAAGCCGAUAAACGCCAAACAUCCAACCUAUAAGCACCUAAUCAUUUAGGUAUUCCAAUCAAGUACAGUACCAGAACUUUUACUCCUGCAUGAUCUGCUCAUCUGGGUAGUGCCCUUGAACAGCUGCCUCCCGUCGAAGAUCUUUGAUCACAGUCUAUAGUUCAGGUCAGCUGCGAGGACCAUUUAAACGCGGUGCGUUAAAAAGCAUUAAUGGAGAAUUCGGAGAAGCAUGGAACCCACCGCCAGCGCUUCCGGAUUAACA
Messenger RNA from Aspergillus ruber CBS 135680, 1784 nucleotides. Its product is annotated as putative CUE domain protein. Lineage: Eukaryota; Fungi; Ascomycota; Eurotiomycetes; Eurotiales; Aspergillaceae. Gene Ontology annotation, molecular function: ubiquitin binding; ubiquitin conjugating enzyme binding. The record is from RefSeq and is a predicted model, not a curated record. Bases 125 to 1300 code for a protein of 391 amino acids. Gene Ontology annotation, cellular component: cytoplasm. Gene Ontology annotation, biological process: ubiquitin-dependent protein catabolic process. The transcript is spliced from 5 exons.